GGUCCAAGAUCAUAUCUGCAACUACUUAUCUUCAUGCUCUGCUUUGUCUACCAUCGCUUUAUUUGAUACUUGUUUCGUCAAUCAUAUUAUUUGUAACAUUUUCGAAAAUACGUCCUUUCAGCUUCAAUUCUUAUCAAAAAGUUAAGAAAAUUAAAGCCGGAUUUAAAUUUUUGCCGCCCUUGGGCACUUAAAAAAUACCGCCCUAUCACUGAAAUUUUACUUAAAGUUAUACAGUUUUGACAUCUUAUUUUUGAAAAAUCAAAGUCUUUAAUCUAUUGCAAACAAUUUACUAUGUAUUAAAUACUUUAACAUAACAUAUAAAAAUAAUUGUGUUUAGAAUAAACGUUAGUUUUAGUGUUCUUAGCACUAUAGACUUUGCACUAAUUUUGACUGAUUAUGAUAUCACAAUAAUUUUUUUCCACUUUCUAAAUUUUGCCGCCCCAAAAAAUUUGCCGCCCUGGGCACUAGCCCCGACUGCCCCUAGUGUAAAUCCACCGCUGCUCAUAUGUGUCGCCUACAUACAAUGUAUUCGUCUCGCGAUGUUUAUUAUGGUUUAAAGGGCCAGCACACUACAUUGUAGCGACAUGCUAUGAGCUGCUGAAAACAGUGGCUAUAAUAAUUUUUUUAAGAUUAUAUGUAUGAUCCCAUAAAUAAUACUUCGCUGACUCUAUGACUAAGUUUCCAUCGCGGGUUCGAAUCGGGUUAGAGUUGGGUUAGAGUCGAGUUGGCUUAUCUGUUUCCACGCGACGCUAGUUACACGAUGUCACACCAGAGUAACGGCAAGGUAAAGCUUUUACCAACCGCAUAACAUCACAGGCAGAUUGACAUUUGUAUACAAAUAUUAAAGUGUGGUUAUGUUAUCAUAAGACAGUAUGGAUCCUCGCGCGUGUAUAUUAAUUUCGCAGUAUUAUGCUAAUAUGCAGAAAUUGUUUCUUAUUUUACAAAAUCGGCGACGGAAAACAGCGCAAAAGUUAUGGCAUGCAAUGUGUAUAAUUAUGAAUACACAUAUGCUUGGACAAGUUUUCAUUUUUUCCUCUACUUUCUUGAAGAUUUCUGAAGUCUUAAACUUCUUCCCGUCCAUUAGGUUUAUCACUUGUAAUUCGUUUAUUAUUGCCAGAAAGAUUUCCGAUUCAUCCACGUUCCAGGCUACAGGUUUUUUUUUAUUUUCAUUCGAAUAAUAAUUAUCCAUCUUCGAAACGAAACGAAACAAAUAUAAACAUCGGUUAUGGAACAAUUAAUUUCGUACGUUGGCAACACUACGGUAUCCGAACUCGACUUUUGUCGUUUCCACCGAACCUCAUCCAGACCCAACCAUGAAGUAUUUUAUGGUUGGGUUCUGGUUCCAGUUCCGUGUUUCCACCGUACAAACGCUCACCCCAACCUGACUCGAACCCGAUUCGAACCAUCGAUGGAAACUUAGUCUAUGAUGACAGCCACUGUUUUCGCCGAUUUACCGAGGUAGAUUUUCCUAUCUACACUCAACGGUUUAGUUGGAAUAGUUUUCGCGACUUGCCACCGUGGCAUAGGUGCAUCUCACGUUCUCACUGGUGCAUCUAUGGGCCCAACGUCGUCAGCACCAUGGGUCAGCACUGGUAAUACGAUGUAAUGAACGAAGAUAAUGUUUGGUUAUGUUUAUCAACACAUAGGAAUAUGAAAAGUUGUGUACCAACCGAGAAAUAUAUGACCUUUGACCUAAUAUCGAGACAAAAAGUAAAUCAUAACUUAUGAUUAAAAAAAAUCUGCGACGCUGUCAUGUUUUUGGUUAUAUGAAGUAGGGUUGUUCGAACUAUGUUAUCACGAGUCGUGAGCAGCCUUCUUGUAAUAUGAUUUAGGCAACCAUAAAAUCGUUAAACAGAAAUUUCCAGCUAUGGAAACCAACGGAGAUAAUGAGGAGAGAGCUGUACUUGAAGCAGAAACUGUGUACUUGCUUAUGAAAAAGGGUUUCCCGAUAUCAAGAAAUGUUAGAGCGCAAUGGAUGCUUGAACACCUGAAUACGACAAUAACGAUUCAGCGUCCUGGGGUUAACGAUGCAGAACCUCCAGAGCUUGAGAUAGUGUCGGUACUGCCAUUUAAUCAGCCGUCUUUUUGGCGUCGAGAAACAAGCUAUCAAUUCCAGUAUAAGAUAACUACAAAUACAUCGCUGAUUUUUUUGGCGCACAAGUACAGGAUGGUCUUCAGCUUGGAUUUGAGUCCUUCGCUUUCCACAGUUGAUAUUCAACACGGAGAAAUCGUCAUAGAUGAAAUUUAUUUAGCCACCAAACGCUGUCUAGAAGGCAUCACUCGACCUUUUCUGAUUCCGGGAAGUGAACGAGUCAUGCAGCCAGAAAUAUACGUAACUGUGAUAGCUCACACACCAUUUUUCACGAGCCCUGCGCAACAAGUUCUGGUCCAAGGGUGGUUGGUCAAUGUGGAAAACGUUGGUCUUCUCACUCACUGCAUUGAGCAACAAUUGAACAUCUUGGAAGAAAAAGUAGCUUCGGUAACAGCUAUAGCUAAUCAGCAACUGGAGACGUUACGAUCAGAGAGUGAAAGAUUAGUAGGUGGGCUAUUUGAGGAAGGUGGAACCUGUGCAAAUCAAAAUAAUAGUGAUUCCAUAACAAGCAUAUCAAUGGUGUCCCCGGAGGCAAGUUUCAUGAAUAUGCUUCGCUAUGGGAUGCUUGCUCUUGCUCUGCUGCCGGAAUGUAGCUGUGCUAAUCUGGUUGUGGUGUCAGAUGGUAUAGUAGGGGUGACCGAUGUGCAUGUACUGGAUUCGAUUGUUCAACAAUUACGUGCAUCAACUGUGGCAUGUAGCUUCCUACAUGUGGGAAGCACCUAUCACCCCCAUUGCUCAAAUGCUCUAGUUCCUUACCAAGACUUGUUGCAUUUCCUUGCCACAGCCACUCUCGGCAACUACAUGACUUUUGUACCACAAACUACUUGCGACGAAGAAGUGAGCAUGAACGUUUAUCACAAGGGCUUCUUGUGCUGGCAAUUAUACAGAACAAUGUCCUGCGACUUGUCACUUACACCGAUUCGUUUGAACGAUUGGUACACGAGUAACUCUUUAUUUCAUGGAAACAGACCUCCCCAAUUGCUCAGGAAAAAGCAGAUCGAUGACAAAGUGACCUGUACUCUGAGCAGCCUCUUGUGUUGUCGACUUCGAGAAGGAUACCUCAUUAAACGCGUUGGACUUCGGGAUAACUGUCUCGAAUUGUGUUUUGUAUUGCCAUGGAAGACUCAUAUACUUCUUGAGUAUUUAGUUAGCUGUCCCUGGCCCUCAAAACCUCUUCCGAUAUCAAACACAAUACAUUAUACCAUUACCAUCGAAGCCCCCUACGAGUUUUUGCACGACAUCACUUGCCUCUCUAAAAAACCUCUGAAAUCGCAAUACCGUCAAAGCGUUGUCUCUAGAUUUUGGGGAGCACUAUCUGCGCUGACUGACAGUGAUGAUAUGCUGGCACAUUUCAGUUGGUUUCCUGGCUCUAGUUGGACUUGGUACAAUGUUCCGGAGACAAUAAGAAGUGGAAUGCCCGUUUUUUAUCUACCUACUUACUCAUCAUCCAGUUCUGUACUACUCAGUGAUCCAACUUUUCCCUUGUUUGGACAAAUCUGGCGUCCAGUUGUCCUUUUAGACCCAUCGCAAUGGGCACGUUGGAUGCAUUCACAAAGAGUAGCGUUACUAUUAUCUCACGACCGACCUUUACCACGUCACCUUCACCUGGCUAAUCAGAGUGGAAGAUUUCAAAGCGUUCAGUGUCGGCAAGCAGCAGCUGUGCUUUACGCUAUGCUGAAAAACUGGGCAACUUUUGUACUUGUAGAAAAUCACACCUAUGUACAAUUCAUUUACAAAGAAAUGGAUAAACUUCCCGUAUCAUUUUCGCUGAUACGACUAAGCUGCAAGCCACCCUGUGUUGUACUAAACAUAGCAUUUGCUGGUGGUACGGAGGGCAUAGUUCGACACAACGUCGUCACUAAUUUACUCGAUUGCUUAUCGAAAUUAACUUUACCUAACCGACCCACUGAACAGAGGGAAACUCCUUGCUGUAUAAUCCUGAAAAAACCUUUAGAGAGAAUUUUAAUCAGAUAUGAACGUGUUCCCACUGAUCUGAAUACGGUUGUGUUCCCUGACGGCACGCAACCUGUUCCUGCUAGACUCUCACCUGUUCCUGGAGGAUGUUUGACGACUACCCUGUCCAGAUAUCUUUAUCAUAGUAGAUGGCUAUGGUCGGUCAAAAAACCGCUGAUUCAGACAGUACCAAACGUCGCAUGGCCAAGACCUAACGUCACUGCCAUCGCACGCAUCCUUUCAACAAUCACAAAGAUGCGGCUAGUGGAAGGGUUUUCAUUCGCACAUUCGGCUGCUGGAGUAAUCAAUAUGGUUUUGGAAGUGCAGAUGCAGGGUCCUGCUAGCGAAAACAUAACACACCCUUGCAUCAUUCAAUACGUUCUAUUUCCACCUCAUACUAUAGCAGCUCCUUCAUCCGAACGGGACAGCGGAUCAGAGGAAGAUACCGACGAAGGCACUGGAGACGGAGAAGCUACUACCGAUGACGGAGAAAGUUGUGGGGACUUUCAAAUCGUUACGGAAGUCUGGAUUGAACCUCAAUGCGGCCAUGCAUUGCUUCCGAUUAAUCAAACAGCGGCUUACAUGCAUACCUUGCAAUAUCAGCAGAUACCAGACGCGAUCGCUCAGGUAGACGAAGAAUGCAUAAACGCCCUUCUGACUCUAGAGCAUCUGAGCUUGUUAAGUCAAAUGAUUUCAAAGGAGACAGUUGGAGAUAUUCAACUAGGCGGUGGUAAUAUCGUCACAAAUCAUUCCAAUCGAACAAAUAUUUCAACAACAAUCAGCAGAACAGCCCGGCACCAAAGUCCUGCCGAAUUUGGUUAUGGACUCUCAAAUACCGAUGAUCGGAUACGUUCGCUACCCUUUGCUUUUGACGUUUUGAAUAUUCUACCCAAGUGCCAGCAGGCAGAGCUUCUUUUUUCAGUAUUUACGGAGGGAUCCAACGGUGAAGAAAGAGAAGGGGCAAAUCGGUGCCUUCUGGAGGGGCUCAUAGAGCACAUAAAGAGGCUUCAUAAUAAAGAACUGAUAUUUACUCCUGAAGAAUCGCAAAGAUUUACCAAACUUCUACUUGCACGACCUCGUCACGAUGCUCCCCCGCUUAACUUUCCCCUAAAUACAGGUAAAGAGUUUCCGAGUGGUUUGAUCAAUGAUUUACCACAGGCAACGUGGAGAUGUUUUGUCAAAGGCAUUAGCGUCACACAUGUAAUAAUCACUAUAUUACCGCCAUCUGAAGAAGAUAUCCGACUACUCUUCCACCCUGAAGAUCAGAAUAACCAAAAUCACAGUCACACCAAUUGCGCAAAUGAAGAUGAUAUUCCCUCGGUCAAUCUACUAAACUAUGAAAGAAAUUCGACUCCUUCGCGCUCAGUCAAGAGCAUGAAAUUGUCAGAAGUCUCGGGUAGUCCUAGAGCUCUAGAUGGCUCUUCUACUCAUUCGAGUCCCACUGCUACAAUUCUUAGUACUCCGCGACCUGGAGAUCGAUGUGAAUCCGUGAUGGAUAGUUCUAGGGGAUUAACUUUGCCUAUUUAUGUUUAUGAUUGCCCACUUGCAGGACUGAUUGACGCUCUUGUGAAUAAACUAGAAUCACCAAGAGUUAAAGAUAUUUAUCAAAACCAUACAUAUAAGGCAGGUGAUCUGGUCGGAGAAGAUUUUGUUACUCUUAAAUUUGGUAGCGAUACCAAACCCUCAUCACCUGAACCUAAGAGUGACGAUUCAGACAACGUCAGCGGAGACCUCAAGAGUAUGAAUGACCAUUGUAAGCUAUUGAGUUUGGCUUAUUGCCAAUGUUACGUAGUCGCAGUCUACAAAUCACUGGUACUUCAACGUCCGCUGAGUUAUCAGGAUAUAGAAGCAGCAGUUGAACAGUGCGAAGAAGCACUGAUCGAAAUUAACAUAACCAACUACCUGUCCUCGGUGUGUCGACACUUGAGUUCAAUCAGUGGAAAAAGUCUUGGAUCUUCACCGUCGUGUAGCGAUGCACAACCUCUGCAUAAUCUGAUCACGGAAAAGUUCGAAAGGAUAAUGAAUGGUGCUUUCAGGGCUGUCCCUGCACACCCAGAGUUUUAUUUUUGCUCUCCAAACUGGAGUUCAGAUAAAAUGGAAAGAAUGGAUUUGUUUCGGUCAGACAGUGAAGAAGAAUUAGGAGGAGUGACCUUCCACUCGGACAUUAUUGAUUGUAAAGUAGAUCAUGGUAACUCUGAGGGUAACCAAUUGAACUCCACAUGGCCUGGGGCAAGUCUUCAAGAUGAAAAUAGACUCUCCAGUUUGGCAUCUACACAAUCUGUUAGCUGUGAUUUGAUGGAAGACGAUAGCUCAAGUCCUGAACAACCUCUGUUUUUGCAGCUCAGUUGCUCAAUUCAUUCACGAUCUAGUCUCGAUACCAUUUCAGUUAAAUUAUUACCCACAUGCUUUAUGGAAAUUUUAGACCAGAUGAAGUUAAAUUUCAAGAAUCAUAACCCAGCAGAUUUAAAAAUAACCCUUGAUAUAAUCUGUCUGAAUCUUCCCAGUGAAGUCUUAGAAGUCAGUCUUGAACAAAAUCCUGCAUUACGAACGACCUCGUUUUGCAGUGCUUCUCCCCUUGGAAGCACUCGCACUAACAGCGAAAGUAGUCCGGACUAUGAUACGCAAUUGUCGGGCACUGACGCCUUGCAGGACAGAAUACAACACCUGCCUCGAAGGCAACAUAAUGCGGUAUCCACUUUAGUCGAUGAGAUUGAGUGGCUUUUGAGAGAUGAAACCGCAACCGCGCUUCUGGAUCAAACGAUGCUAAUGGAUCAAACGUUAAACUUAGUUUCGCGACAUAUUUCGGAAUCCAAUGGAAGGCCCAGCUGCUCAAUGGAUAAGGUACCACUGCAAUUUGUCUUUCCAACAGAAUGCUGUAGUCCAAAGUUUAUAGAAGAAUUGAAAAAACUGGAGAUUGAUCGUUAUCGGAUACAAAUGGAAGACAAUCUUUUCUACUUUACCAAGAAUGUAAACCAGUUCAAUGAAGAGGUGGAAGAGCAGCAUGAGUAUGAAAAUAUCGAUCGCAAUGGAUCUGCCUAUGACGAUGCAUUGCAAGAAGGGUCUGACGAGCCAAAGCAAAAUGAAAUUGAGCACAGAGUUAGUACAAUGAAUUCUGGCGACCUACCGAGCUGUCAUUCUGAAAUAUCUAGUUUAGGAGAUGGUCAGGCUGGUACCGACGAUGGAUAUGAAGGGGACAGCAGUAAUUCAGAGGAUGAUUAUCACUGGUUGAUGGACCUUGAUAAGCAAAGAACUCUAAUGCCCAAUUUCUGGCUCAUUCUGAAAGUUGAAACCGAUCAUGUCAACGUCUACUUUCACUGCAGGUUUCUGGAGCUAGCCUCUCCAGAAGUAGAUCGCUACCGCCAGAUCCAAAAAAUGGCCAUAUCUCAAAUAAAGGCGAUAUGCAGGCGGGUAAAUCAAUACCUAUUGUUGCAAAGCCUGCACGAUACAAGGGUGUGUGAUCCACUGCUGGAGCCAGAGUCAAGUGAAGACUUUGUGUGGCGCGGAGAAACCGGAAGCGAGUCAGGCGCCUCGCAUCAAAGUCAAACCUCGGUAGUAAACAUGGCGCCAGGACUCUUCCGGUGUCCCGUUGUAUGGGAAGUCCCAUUCUGCUUGCAUCCGAGGCUAAAAACUGGACCCGGAAGGCCGGGGCUUUCUCGCGGGAUAAAAGCUUUGCAAGCGGUGCUCAACAGAUUUUCUGUCAAUAAUCGAACCAACAUGUUUGUAUAUCAAGACAAUAAUGACAACGUCUUUUACCUUCGAUUGCAUGAGCAGAUAAACGAAGCCAAGCCGCUUCAAAGCAAAUUAUCCGAGAGUCAUGAAAGAUUAGGAGUCUCACGUAGCAGCAGCAUUACUUCUCUUUCACAAUCCAAAGGAAAGGAAGGAUCAGGCAAUGAAGUUUUGGGUGUAAUAGACAUAAGGCCAAGGGUACGAUCAUUUGGGGAGAAGGAGAGUAAUCUUCUGAAUAAAUCGGACGAUUUGAUAAUCCUGAUGGUUCACGGUAUAUCAGACGCAGGACCUGAGGUUAAAUCAGAAUUGGCACAAGUUCUACAAAAUCGAUUGGACGAUGCUGUACUUGAAGUUCUAUCUGUGAUGUUGGCUCGAAAUCCUAUGUGCAAGUUGGCGCCAACUGAUGUUCACUUUAUUCAAAAAGAGUAUCAGACUCCUGAAAACGUUAUCCAGUUAUUAGUGCCGUUGCAUUGUCUUCCACAUAUCGAAGCCCUAGGGUACUACUUACGACAAAAUCUCUUGCAGUUCUUACACAAUCCUAAGUAUACAGACCCGAGGGCCCACAAUCAUUUUCAAGAUUAUACCAAAGAUUCGAGCAAACGUGUCUCGGAAUCUGACGUUUUUUUGUACAAUCAAAGUCAUUCCAGCGGAAGUAGGGGCAUUGCCUGUAUCGCUGUUGGGAUUGUUAACGCAAAUGGAGAUUUGAUAACAACUAGUAAGACAGAAUGGUUUGAUUCUGAAUUUCCAAACCCAUUGACGAAUGAACAUUUCCAGAAUAUAGUUUGCAGCUCUCUAUACGAUAGCCAAACACAUUCUGCUUCAACUCCAGAUGCUUUGAUAGAGUUCAGAAUAUGGAAGCAGGGCCGCGUCAAUUUAGAAUCCUUAACCCAAAAAUUGCGCGCAGCUGUAAGACAUGCGACCUGGGACUUGGUUACGGAAUACAAACUACUGCCAACUGUUUUAACUGAAGAACUUCAGAAUGAUCUUUUGAUCGACUGCGCCGUUGCACACAAAGAAACUCAAACUCCAAUGAAAAACAAGCAAUAUAAGCCUCCAAUUUCCGAUGCCUUUCAGCUGACCCGAUAUGAUGUUGGAGAAAGUGGAACGCUACACCAAGUUUAUAGGACGACUCUACAGCACUGGUUCCAAUUCGCUUUACAGUUGAAUGUUCCUGCUGUUAAGAAACAUACGGUUAUUAUGCAGAGAAGACAUCCAAUUCCCGUUAUUGCAAAAGAAUUACAAAGCCUCAUACGUGGUCAUGCUCCAGAUACAUCUUCUAGAACUUUUGUGCUCUCGGAAAGACAGCCAUUCAUCGAUAGCAAUUCAUCUUACGAAAGCAUUUGUAUGGCCAAGUCUUUCCACAUGUCUGACAGCAUUGAAAGUGCUAACGGCGUGUGGCUAUCUGUCUUUAAAGAAGAUAAUAUAAGCCAAAGUGUGUAUGUGCCCUGUGAUUUAACCAGAGAAGAUCAAAGUCCCAUAAAAUGUCUUCUCGUUGCUAGGAAUUUCUAUCAGUGGAAAGCUUCACACAGCCAAACCAUCGAACCUGAAAUCUUGGUGCCAAAAGAUCAAAAACUGCUACAGAAAUUCAACCCGCUAAUAUUGAAAUCCAGUUUUGUUCCAAGGCAACGGUUCCUGCUUGCUAAGAUUCAAAGUGAUCACAUUAUUAUGUAUAUGUACAAUUGGUCCAAGGAACGUGCAGAGAAGUUAACCAAGCAAGUGACCAGUCUUGGCAAUUGGCUCUCUUCUAGAUCAAGUUUAUUCACAAACAUAGUGAUGCAGAAGUUGGGAAUAUUUCACUAUCAAUCGAUGCAAGCCUUUUCUCAAGAGGACAGAGGACCUUACUACCAGAUAACCGACAUGGAAACCUUGACUAAAUUUCCAAAUGGGCUACACAACGAUGGUAAAGAAUGGCCCAGGAGUUCAGCUCGUACUCAUGGAAAGGUCUCUAUGGUAUCUUGGAAUCCUCGUAUCGGUCAAAUUUUGAGAGACGUGAAGCCCAGUGGACCCUAUCCAGUCAAUACCGUAGAUCCAGUAAUCAGAGCAGCAUACCAUCUUCAAGACUUGCGUCAUCGUGACAAGAAAGUUAAGGAAGACUUGAAAUGCCUUGGAGAAAUGUGGCAGAGCCGAGUAGCGACUUCGAACAUACCCAUAUCAUUGGCUACUUUGAAUCUAUUCAAACAACACUCUCGACUUAUCCAUUACUGCCAUACUCCUUUACUUUUCUUAUCUCAAUGGCGACUUGAAUCAGCAGCUACUCGGGAUCAUUCUCUUGCCCAGCCCUCGACCACUCUCCAAUCUAUGUCACAGUCGCAAUCUCCACAGUAUUCUCAACCACAGGCGAAAACUUCACAGGCCGGGUCGAUCGCAACUACAACCGAAUGGCACAAGGAACUUUGCGUUGCUAUAUUACAAGAGUAUAAAUUGUACCUCCAAACCUUGGGUUUUAAUCACGUUCGAGUAGAAUUCCAUAAAAACGUAGAACAAACUCAAGAUCCGCAUCAGACGUGUUAUCUCCAGAAAUCGAUGCUGGGUGGCGUGUUAUUGUACGAAAUUCUACUCCGUGAGCCAUUUUUUAUUGCCAAAGUACGAGUGAUCGAAUGUAGUAGACUACAAACAAAGUCAAGCAGCGCCCUGGUUAAUCAGUUUAUGCUCAGUUUUGUGGACGCGUGUGACAAAGUCAAGAUUGAUAUGCAUCUCCAUUCAUUUACUUACGAUUUUCACCUCCGAUGUAUCCAUUCCUACAUUGCUGGCAAUGGUUUAUGGUCUCUGCAAGAAGACUAUCAUCUUACCCACUUUCUCGAUGAUUUCAACAAGUACUACAGCAAAGCGCCCAACUACGCGAGGAACCUCGUGUACAGUGAUACAGUCACCGUGAAUAACUUGGCAACUCCGGCUCGUACGCUUUACUCAUACCUUCUCUCGCACGAAAAAGCUUGCGGCAUGCAAGUUUUAGGAAUGUCUCGUGACUCGAAGAAGGAUAAAGAGAGUGAGUUUGUUUUGGUUCAUCUACAAAGCACACCUCUGGUGAGUUAUUGUGACGCGCAGGAUAUGAAGCACACGGAUGAUUUUGACAUUACAUUGAUAGUCUCCAGGGUUGAACAGCCCCCUCAAUUUGAGAGAACUGAGAUAACUUUGAAAUAUUAUCUGAUGCUAACUAGCAAACGAGAACUUUACCCAAAGAAAGAAGUGCAGAAUAACAAGCUGGGCAAAUUUCGCACAGUCUAUAGUGUCGCUAGAUCGACGACAAACUCGUAUGCCGAAAGUCCCUUAGGAUCGAGUCCGGUGUCACCUACACCUUUCCUGCAACAUAAAACUCUGAAAAAUGAACAUUUGACCAGCUCUGUGGAUUCAAGCGAAACCCAAGAAGGUUCUAAAGAAGGAGAGUAUAAGCUCGAAGGACCCAAUAAUGUCAACAAUACUCUUGCUCCAACACCUCCACCUGUUCCAAGUUCUCCGCUAACGCAAAAUUCAAGCCUACCGAGAACUUGCCCACCAGCUCUGCAAAUAAGACAAGAAUCUGUUAAUUAUUUAGGUUAUUAUUCAUCUCACGAACAGUUGAUGCAACAAAUGAUGAUGUCACAAGCCCAAGCGGCCACAGCAAGAAUAACGACCAUGAUAAAAGAUGGGGCUCUUCAAUGCCGCACGCAUCUACUAUGGAAUAAACUUUUAGAGAACAGAUCCACCAUGAGUUAUUUAGAGUUCAACGAACUCUGUCGUCUUGCACACGUGGAUCCUCUGUCCAAACUUGAUCCUAGACUCAGCCCGCUUCUUAAUCAACCAUUGACUUGGUAUCAGUCCCUAUCCAAGGUCCUAAUCAACAAAUAUCAGGAUCAUCAUAAACUCUUCAAUGCACCAGAUGGUAACAUUAGCCAUGUUGUAGUUCUUCAUCCGAGUUACCUCCAAGCAUUCAUGAUGCUUACUAUUGAUCUACAUACUUCUCGAGGCGACCUGUGUGCGGUUUAUCGGAAGCCAGCCGAACUUGCAAGUUUGCCAUUUAAUUUGGGCGAUGUGUACAGUCUGAUCGAGGGAUUUCUUAACGCUUGUUGUUUUCAUUUGUGGAUGGGUCUUUGCAGCCAAUAAUUAGUCGUCAGUAAGACCUUAUUUGAUCAGUGCUAUAUAAAAAUCAUUGCCACCUUUGCGAAUGUUGCGGUCAUGUUGCGAGGCCAAAACAAAGCGUGAUGAUAAUUUUGUUAUGAUAAUCAAAAGGUAAGGAAAGAUAGAAUGACCCUGUUUUUGCGGAUUCGAAGACUACGAAAUUUAAUUCCAAAAAGUAAUAUUAAAAUUAGUAAUACGUAAUUGUUUAUAGCUGUAAAUAGACUGUCGUGAUUUGUGUCUUUUGUAAGUGUUUUUAGUUUUAUGAUAUUGUUAUUUCAUCAAAUAGUAGAUUUGGUGUGAGUGGUUGAGUUUAUUGCAGGAUUAGCUCAAUUGCAAUCGUUAUUCAUACGAAAUUGGUACAGAAGGUUUAAAAACUACACGAAAAGUAAUUCGUAACGAUUACAUUCAAUGCCCUGAGACUAUUCAAGGAAAAGAUUUUCCAUAAAAGUUUUGAACGAAAUAGCGGAACCUGUAAAAAUAUUGAUGAGUCAAAGAUAUACUUACUCUGUAUUGUUGAAGGGAAUAUUCGCAGAAUACUAUUGUAUAUCUACUUCACUGCCUUUAUACUUUAAUUGUAAAUAAUUGAAUACAUAUAUAUUUUUGUUUUACAAAAUAUUUGUCACCGGUUGAUUCCAUUGUAGAUUUGAAACUGUAAUUAUCAUUAAGGAGGGAGUAACGGUAAAUCAAAAUGUAGACAAAAGUUUACGAAA
Molecule: messenger RNA, 12576 nt
Organism: Athalia rosae (coleseed sawfly)
Lineage: Eukaryota; Metazoa; Arthropoda; Insecta; Hymenoptera; Athaliidae
Product: KICSTOR complex protein SZT2-like
Exons: 24
Coding region: 1868-11851 (3327 amino acids)
Cellular component (GO): peroxisome
Source: RefSeq, a predicted model, not a curated record